CCUUGGCCGUCUUAUCUCUUUGAAAAUUAGAAAAUGGCGACUACCAGCAUGAAGAGAAUAUUUCUUUUGGUUUUAUUUCUAAAUUUAAUUCUUGUCGGAUUUUGUGAUGAUUUUUCAUUGAAACCAAUAAUCAGAAAAGUAAGAGCUGAGGAAACUUUAAGUGAAGACGAACUAAAGGCCCUGGCUAGGGCUGAUGAACGAGAUCUUCCACCAUCAUUACAAAGACUUGUACGGGCAACACUUACAGGGGAACAUCUUUGCUGCAGAAAUACACCUCUACCACUGGUUACUAAAUCACGUUCCGUUGCAAGGCAUCAUCUUGUAAAUGACAAACCAGUAACAACAUAUGUAACUGAAUACUAUAAAACAGUUGUUGAAGGCCGAUGCCCAAAGGAACACAUCGUAUGCUGCAACAUGUACAUUAUGGUGGCUUACAAAUGUGUUUAUUUGAGAGAUCUUCAUGAAGUUGCACUAUCCCUUCUUGGUUGAAUAUAAAACAGAUAGUUGUACGUUGAGAUUUAAGAUGAUAAUAUUCUUUAGAAUU
Saccostrea cuccullata (small rock oyster) is the source of this 544-nucleotide messenger RNA. RefSeq lists its product as uncharacterized. Bases 34 to 489 code for a protein of 151 amino acids. The transcript has 4 exons. The record is from RefSeq and is a predicted model, not a curated record. NCBI's taxonomy places the organism in Eukaryota, Metazoa, Mollusca, Bivalvia, Ostreida, Ostreidae.